This is a messenger RNA of Octodon degus (degu), 2658 nucleotides long. RefSeq names its product NADH:ubiquinone oxidoreductase subunit A10 (gene Ndufa10). Gene Ontology annotation, biological process: mitochondrial electron transport, NADH to ubiquinone. The record is from RefSeq and is a predicted model, not a curated record. The coding region runs from base 1 to 1029 and encodes 342 amino acids. The transcript has 10 exons. NCBI's taxonomy places the organism in Eukaryota, Metazoa, Chordata, Mammalia, Rodentia, Octodontidae. Gene Ontology annotation, cellular component: cytoplasm.
AUGUGUAACCGGAAUGUGUUGCGUGAUGUCUUGCAGGGACAAAUUCAUACCAGCGUACAGACCAAGCUGCGAUAUGGGGCUUUGGCGAACCUUCUUGGUGACAAGGCGUCCAGAAAACUGACAAAAGGAAGCAAAGUGAUAACUGUAGAUGGCAACUUAUGUACUGGGAAGGGCAGGGUCGCAAAAACAAUAGCAGAGAGUUUAGGCCUAAAGCACUUUCCAGAAGCAGGGGUCCAUUACAUAUCCAGCAUCUCAGGAGAUGGGAAACCCUUGGAUGAGGAGCUCACUGGCAGUUGUAGUCUGGAGAAGUUUUAUGAUAACCCGCACAGCAAUGAUGGCAACAGCUACCGCCUGCAGUCUUGGCUGUACUGCAAUCGCCUUGUGCAGUAUGCAGACGCCCUGGAGCACCUGCUGAGCACGGGACAAGGUGUGGUCUUGGAGCGCUCCAUCUACAGCGAUUUUGUCUUCCUGGAGGCAAUGUAUAACCAGGGCUACAUUCGGAAGCAGUGUGUGGACCACUAUAAUGAGGUGAAGAAACUCACCGCCCCGGAGUACCUGCCUCCCCAUGUGGUGGUCUAUAUUGAUAUACCUGUGCCGGAGGUCCAGCAGCGAAUCCAGGAGAAGGGCGACCCACAUGAAAUGAAGGUCACCUCUGCCUAUCUCCAGGACAUCGAGAAUGCCUAUAAGAAGACCUUUCUCCCUGAGAUGAGUGAGAAAUGUGAGGUUUUGAUAUACAGUGCAAGGGACAUCCGAGAUGCAGUAAAGGUGGUAGAGGACAUUGAAUACCUCAAAUAUGACAAAGGACCCUGGCUGAAGCAGGAUGACCAUAGCCUUCACAAACUGCGGAUGCUGGUUCAAGAUAAGUUGGAAGUGCUGAAUUUCACUACUAUCCCUGUGUAUCUCCCAGAAAUUACAGUUGGAGCUCACCAAACUGACCGGGUCUUCCACAAAUUCAGAGAGCUGCCAGGACGCAGAUACGCCCCAGGGUACAACGCCGAGGUGGGUGACAAGUGGAUCUGGCUAAAGUGAAUGGUGCCCUCCACGUGCGCUGCAUCACAGCAGUGAAGAUGCGUCUGCUCUGUGGGCACUGUGCAGGGAGCAGAUGGCUGCAAGUCACACCGCAGAAGAGAUGGCCUGGCAGAGGCGGUCGCCCCUUUACGUAGUGAAGUGGCAGAAAGAGAUGCCACUGAGAAGCUUUGGAGCCUCUCGCAUUGCUGGAAUGCUCUGCAGUUCCAGGGGAGACACCUGCGCAGCAGCCCUCUCCUGAAGCUUCACGUCUCCUUGUAGCCCUGGGUCAUGCAGCUUUCAUGCAUUGUUCUUCAGCUCCUGAAAUAAAGCCGUUUCCACGGAACUGCUGCCUGCCUCUGCACACACACGUGCCGUGCACAUACACGCCACGCACAUACGUGCACACGUGUGUGCACCCACACUCCCUGCGCUGUCUGUCGUGGUGGUGCGGUUAAUGCAGGCAUACCAUAUGAAAGACAUUUUCCUGGGGCUUUUCCCAUUGUAGCAGUCUCAUGGAACAAUCAGAAAAGUAGACAGUAGUUUCAGAACAGGAAGGUGGCCGUAGAUUGUAGAACACUGUAGGAUGUAAAAGGAAUUUCAGCCCCAGUUCACAGGCUCCUGUCCCAGGGGCUGUGCUGAUCCUGAUCUUUGCAGGGAACGUGAGCUGAGAAGGUGGGGAGAGCGCCCAGCCUACUGCCCUCCUCACCCUGUAAGGAGAAGGCAAGCCAUGCUGCUGUCGUAGACUUAGAAAACAGAAAUAGCUUUCUUGCAGCAUAGCUGAAGAUUAGCAUUGCUGUCCAGGAACCCAGCAGCAAGUAAUGGAUCCUAUGAGACUGGGGUUUCAGCUGUAGAGUUCUGUCUGCACAGCAACUGUCAUCUACAUUGAUGAUUUAGAUUUAAAUUAAUGUAAAUGUAGUGCAGCUUAACAUUCAGCUUCUUGGUUGUAUGGCAUACAGCCUCUGUCCAGUGGCCGUGUGCCCUGUGACAUCAGCGUUGUGUGGUGCAGAAGUGAACACUUUGAUCUUGCAGGACGGUGUGAGGCCUUGCUGCUGUGCAGCACGCACAAGAAUACAUCCCCAGCCUCCCCCACUUUACCUCCUUGGAAGUAAAGUGUCCAGGUGUAAGUGGGCACUGCUUUGACCAUGCAGUGGAAGUGCAGCUCCGCAGGGGGUACUGCAGCAGUGUCCUUGAUCUGCUCUGUUCACAGACCCAGGAGUGAGAGGAGAGGGCAUCUGUUGUGGUGGCAAGGCUUCUGGCCUGUGUCCCGAGACCUGGCUGGGGUGUAUGGUGCUCAGCUAUAGCUCAGCUGCAGUGUUGCAGCUUAGUGUGGUGUGGACCGGCCCUGGGAGAGGCCACAUGUGUUUGAGCUGACCCUGUGUGGUCACUGACAGCACAUGACCUUUGUGUGGAAGUGUGCUGCUUCAUUUUCUGCUGUCACACUCCUGGUCUUGUCUCGGACUAGAAACCCUGAAGAGGAAGCUCAGUGUCCUUGUGUGUUUCAGUACAUGGUUUUGAAUAUUGGGAUUCCCAGUGCUCUGAGCUAGGAACUCUGCAUAAUGUUGCAACAGUGUAGUUUUGUGUCUGUGCUUAUAGGUGUUUGUUUAUUGUAAACAUGAGAAUAUUGUAUUAAAGUCCUAUUUUUUUCUGAAA